UUCACCUUCAUUUUCUGGUAGCCCGUGGAGUUGGUUGGUGAAGCCUUCCACUGAGUCAAUUCAACAACUACCACGACGUUAAAAUUUUUCUUUUCUCCUUUUAAUCCCAAAAAUCAUUUCUCAUUUUAGAGAAACAGAAGAAACAAAUUCCUGUAAUCUUCGCUUCAGCAAAAGUUAGAGAGAGAUGGCACACGCUAGCAAAAUCUACAGUGGGACGCAAAAAACAUGUGUUUUACCCAAUGUCUCAAAAUCCCAGAAGCCUAAAUGUAUACCUUCGGUUUCCUUCAGAUCAAAUCUCAAAGGAAGCUUUUCAAGUUCUUGGGGUUUGGUUUUCAAGAGCAACGGUAAGUUGGGAACAAUUAAGGUUGGGCCUUUGCUGGUUUCUGCUUCAAUGGCAACAGCAGAGAAGCCAUCCAGUGCAUCAGAAAUCGUGCUUCAACCAAUUAAUGAAAUUUCGGGUACGGUUAAGUUACCCGGGUCCAAAUCACUGUCCAAUCGAAUUCUGCUUCUUGCUGCUCUAUCUGAGGGAACUACUGUGGUGGACAAUUUGUUGAACAGUGAUGAUGUUCAUCACAUGCUUGUUGCCUUGGGAAAACUUGGGCUACGUGUGGAACAUGACAGUGAACAGAAACGAGCCAUUGUGGAAGGUUGCGGUGGUCAAUUUCCAGUGGGGAAAGGGGAAGGUCAAGAAAUUGAGCUUUUCCUUGGGAAUGCAGGAACUGCAAUGCGACCACUUACUGCUGCUAUUACUGCUGCCGGUGGCAAUUCAAGCUACAUACUUGAUGGUGUGCCCCGAAUGAGAGAGAGACCAAUUGGGGACUUAGUAACUGGUCUUAAGCAGCUGGGUGCAGAUGUAGAUUGUACUCUUGGCACAAAUUGUCCCCCUGUUCUUAUAAAUGGAAAGGGUGGUCUUCCUGGGGGAAAGGUGAAACUUUCUGGUUCAAUCAGUAGUCAAUACUUGACUGCUUUACUCAUGGCAGCUCCUUUGGCUCUUGGGGAUGUGGAAAUUGAGAUAAUUGAUAAAUUGAUUUCAAUCCCAUAUGUUGAAAUGACUAUAAAGUUGAUGGAAAGGUUUGGGGUCAGUGUGGAGCACACUGGUAGUUGGGAUCGAUUCUAUAUCCGAGGACGUCAAAAGUACAAGUCUCCUGGAAAGGCUUAUGUUGAAGGUGAUGCUUCAAGUGCUAGUUACUUCCUUGCUGGUGCAGCAGUCACUGGUGGGACUGUCACAGUAGAAGGAUGUGGUACAAGUAGCUUACAGGGUGAUGUAAAAUUUGCUGAGGUUCUUGAGAAGAUGGGUGCCAAAGUCACCUGGACUGAGAACAGCGUCACUGUCACUGGGCCACCAAGAAAUUCCUCUGGGAAGAAACACUUGCGUGCCAUUGAUGUCAACAUGAACAAAAUGCCAGAUGUUGCCAUGACUCUCGCUGUUGUGGCACUUUAUGCUGAUGGUCCCACUGCCAUAAGAGAUGUGGCAAGUUGGAGGGUGAAAGAGACUGAAAGGAUGAUUGCUAUAUGCACUGAACUCAGGAAGCUUGGAGCAACAGUUGAAGAAGGACCAGAUUAUUGUGUGAUCACUCCACCAGAGAAAUUAAAUGUGACAGCAAUAGACACUUAUGAUGAUCACCGAAUGGCCAUGGCAUUCUCUCUUGCUGCCUGUGCAGAUGUUCCAGUUACCAUCAAUGAUCCUGGUUGCACACGGAAAACCUUCCCUGACUACUUUGAAGUUCUCGAGAAGGUUACAAAGCAUUGAGCAGCUCUUCUACUUUGUAAUACUGGAGAGAAAGAAGAGGAUGGGAGCAAGGUUCAUGCCACCAUUUCUAAAAUCAUAGAGUUUGAUCCUUAUUUUCUACCUAUAGUGAAAGAUGACUCGGUGUUUGAUCCUUGUCAUGAAGACUGUAAUACUAAACAAUAUAUAACUCAAUUGAGGAUUGAUUCUUUUUGCAAUUCCAAGUCAAUUAAUACUUAAAAGGGCUCACCUUUUGCCA
Theobroma cacao (cacao) is the source of this 1985-nucleotide messenger RNA. RefSeq names its product RNA 3'-terminal phosphate cyclase/enolpyruvate transferase, alpha/beta. Gene Ontology annotation, molecular function: 3-phosphoshikimate 1-carboxyvinyltransferase activity. Lineage: Eukaryota; Viridiplantae; Streptophyta; Magnoliopsida; Malvales; Malvaceae. The record is from RefSeq and is a predicted model, not a curated record. Gene Ontology annotation, biological process: chorismate biosynthetic process; aromatic amino acid biosynthetic process.